GUGCUGACGUCACACGCAGCGUCUCUACCGGUGCGAGUAGGCCGCAGCCUGAGGAGAGGGUUGCCUGCCCUUCAUUGAGUGAGGUAGCGCUAUCGCGGAGUCCAUGUCUUUUCUUCGGUGGGUGUCCGAAAAGUUCAUUGUUGAGGGCUUAAGGGAGUUCGAACUAUUUGGAGGCACUGCAGUCUGGUUUUGUUGGGUGAAAGAAAAGAAAGAGAGAUUUGAGAAGACAAAUGAGGCGAGCUCCGAGUCGAUAGCUUCAUCCCAUAAAAGGGACAUCAUGAGCAACUUCCUCCCAGACAGCAGCUGUUAUGAGUUGCUCACUAUCAUAGGCAGAGGCUUUGAAGACUUGAUGGUUGUAAACCUGGCCAGGUAUAAACCCUCAGGGGAGUACGUCACUGUCAGAAGAGUUAACCUGGAAGCCUGCACCAAUGAAAUGGUCACAUUCUUGCAGGGAGAACUUCAUGUCUCCAAGCUCUUCAACCACCCUAAUAUUGUGCCAUACAAAGCAACGUUCAUAGCUGACAAUGAGCUAUGGGUAGUGACAUCUUUCAUGGCCUAUGGCUCUGCAAAAGAUCUAAUCUGUACCCAUUUUAUGGAUGGGAUGAGUGAAUUGGCUAUUGCAUAUAUUCUCCAAGGAGUCUUGAAAGCACUUGACUACAUCCAUCAUAUGGGCUAUGUACACAGGAGCGUGAAAGCCAGCCAUAUCCUGAUUUCUGUAGAUGGGAAGGUGUAUCUCUCAGGCCUGAGAAGUAACCUGAGUAUGAUUAACCACGGGCAGCGCCUCAAAGUCGUUCACGACUUUCCCAAAUACAGCAUCAAAGUCCUACCUUGGCUCAGCCCUGAAGUCUUGCAGCAGAAUCUUCAGGGAUAUGAUGCAAAAUCUGACAUUUACAGCAUAGGGAUCACAGCUUGUGAACUGGCAAAUGGACACGUACCAUUUAAAGACAUGCCUUCUACUCAGAUGCUCUUGGAAAAGCUGAAUGGAACUGUUCCCUGCCUGCUAGACACCACCACAAUUCCUGCUGAUGAGCUGACUAUGAAAACCUCUCGUUCAAGUGCAAAUUAUGGGCUGGGUGAGAGCACGGCUGUGAGCAACGUGAGAGCAGCCAAUGGAGAGUCAAACCUGCACCCUUAUCUUCGGACCUUCUCCUCCUGCUUCCAUAACUUUGUUGGGCAGUGCCUUCAGCGGAACCCAGACUUCAGGCCAAGUGCAGGCGCUCUGCUUAAUCAUCCCUUUUUCAAGCAGAUCAAGCGUCGUGCUUCUGAAGCACUCCCUGAACUCCUGCGCCCUGUUACACCCAUUACCAACUUUGAAGGGACGCGGCCCCAGGAUCCCAGUGGCAUUUUUGGGCUGGUUUCAAACCUGGAGCAGCUGGAUGUGGAUGAUUGGGAGUUCUAGAAUAACAGAGACUCUGCUUGGUUCUGGAGGAGCUUUCUGGACAUUGUAAUUUAUUGUUCCUGAGUCAUAAAAGGUGAUGAAUGUUACACAUAGAAGAGUUUACAGGUCCUUGGGAAGGAACUUUCAGCUGCCUGUUUACUUGGAAAGAAGCCUGGAAACAAAUGGACAGACCGGAGCUGCGGAGCAUUCAGGGUGGUGCAGUGCCCCAUAGUCCAGUUCUUGCAGCUGAGUAGCAGGAGAACACAAGAACGGGUUGAGUGAAUCUGUUCAGUUAUGGUCUCUUUCCCCUUGUUUCUAAAAAGGAUUGGCUUCCUCGUCUCACA
Molecule: messenger RNA, 1722 nt
Organism: Coturnix japonica (Japanese quail)
Lineage: Eukaryota; Metazoa; Chordata; Aves; Galliformes; Phasianidae
Source: RefSeq, a predicted model, not a curated record